CUGUACUUUGUUUUGUGAGUAUUUCAAAUCAUGAUCAAUACGGGAUUAUCGAGCUAUCCGGAUAUUACCUCCUUCGUAUGUAGUAUGGAAUAAGGAAAAGACAAGGAGUAUUGUUUCUGCUGUGUGACCAGCCAAUGAAAGACAUUGUUUCCGUAUCUUAUCGCCAUCCCCGUGACGAGCGCCAGAUUGGCGUUUUCCCCUCAACUCAACUUCUCUUACUGCCGGCUGCCCACCACCACAACUGGGAAGUCUCCUGCGAGCAGAUGCGAUCAAAUGCAGAAUCACCCAGCAACACCACCGCACACUGGUUAUCCCGUGCUUUGCACAAUGUUCGCAGGGAUGCACCGCCCUUUUAUUUAGACUUUGGCUGGACAGCUCCGUUGAUGAGGUGAUCGAGGCGGCUGCAAGGAUCGUCAACCACUUGCUUCCUUGACUACUUUAUCUCCCCUGCUCUUGUGCUCACGGCCAACUCAAUUA
This is a messenger RNA of Aspergillus welwitschiae, 477 nucleotides long. RefSeq lists its product as uncharacterized. NCBI's taxonomy places the organism in Eukaryota, Fungi, Ascomycota, Eurotiomycetes, Eurotiales, Aspergillaceae. The transcript has 2 exons. The record is from RefSeq and is a predicted model, not a curated record. Bases 135 to 392 code for a protein of 85 amino acids.